Mauremys reevesii (Reeves's turtle) is the source of this 3859-nucleotide messenger RNA. RefSeq names its product SS18L1 subunit of BAF chromatin remodeling complex (gene SS18L1). Gene Ontology annotation, biological process: positive regulation of dendrite morphogenesis; positive regulation of transcription by RNA polymerase II. Gene Ontology annotation, molecular function: transcription coactivator activity. The coding region runs from base 308 to 1516 and encodes 402 amino acids. The record is from RefSeq and is a predicted model, not a curated record. The transcript has 11 exons. Gene Ontology annotation, cellular component: nucleus. Lineage: Eukaryota; Metazoa; Chordata; Testudines; Geoemydidae.
CAUGUGCAGAUCAAAGGGGAGGAGGGGAAGAGGGGGGGACGGCGCGGUUGACUUUACUCCUCCUCCCCAAAUCUCAGCAGCUGGCUCCCCACCUUGCAUUGGGAUCAGAGGCAUCAGGGCGAGGGUGGUGCAUGCAGGCUCGUGGUGCAGUGCCCCUGGCUCAUUGCAGGGCACAGAUUGUACCAUCUGCGCUGGCUCCCCUCCCCAUGCACUGCGGAGAAUCUUUGCACAGCAAUAGCAGCCAGAUAAUAACAAUAUUAUUAGAGCCUAGAAGCAAUAUAUUAUAGACACAUUAAAAAACCCCACCAUGUCGGUUGCCUUUGCUUCUGCUCGCCCGAGAGGCAAAGGGGAGGUCACCCAGCAAACUAUCCAGAAGAUGCUAGAUGAAAAUCACCACUUAAUACAGUGUAUUAUGGACUAUCAGAGCAAAGGCAAAACAGCAGAAUGUACUCAAUACCAACAAAUCUUGCACAGAAACCUGGUUUACUUGGCAACAAUAGCAGAUUCUAACCAGAAUAUGCAGUCCCUGCUUCCUGCACCACCAACGCAAAACAUGAAUUUGGGCCCAGGAGGAAUGACUCAGAGUGCAUCCAACCAAUCUCUCCAUUCACAGAGCAAUCUCAGUGAUGCAAUUGGGACAGGCCUUCCUCCUUCCUCCCUCAUGCAGAGUCAGAUUAGCAAUGGUCCUAAUCAUGUGUCUAUGCAGCAGUCAGGCCAGAAUACAAUGCCCACAACCUCUCUGAGUAUGACGGUGAGCAGCCAUGGAACUGGGCCUGGUUAUAGCCAUACAGUGCCUGCAUCUCAGAACGUGCCAAUGCAAGGCCAGGGGUCAAUAGGCAAUUACGUCUCUCGAACAAAUAUCAGCAUGCAGUCUAACCCAGUCUCCAUGAUGCACCAGCAAGCGGCAACAUCCCACUACAACUCGGCACAAGGAGGGAGCCAACAUUACCAAGGACAGUCCUCCAUUGCCAUGAUGAGUCAGAGCAAUCAAGGCAACAGCAUGAUGGGUCAGCGACCCAUGGGCCCUUACAGACCUUCUCAGCAAGGUUCCUCUCAACAGUACAUGGGGCAGGAGGAGUAUUACAGUGAACAGUACAGCCAUGGACAAGGCUCAUCAGAGCCCAUGAACCAGCAAUAUUAUCCAGAUGGUCAUGGUGAUUAUGCAUAUCAGCAGUCAUCCUAUACCGAGCAGAGCUAUGACAGGUCAUUUGAGGACUCCACACAGCAUUACUAUGAAGGAGGAAAUUCCCAGUAUAGCCAGCCACAGGCAGGAUACCAACAGGGAGCUGCGCAACAGCAAACAUAUUCACAGCAACAGUACCCAAAUCAGCAAAACUAUCCAGGACAACAACCUGGAUAUGGUCCCGCACAAGGAGCCUCUUCACAGUAUUCCAGCUACCAACAGGGACAGGGGCAGCAAUAUGGAAGUUACAGAGCUUCUCAGACAGGACCAUCUGCCCAACAACAGAGGCCUUAUGGCUAUGAGCAGGGUCAAUAUGGAAACUACCAGCAAUAAAGGGAGAAGCUCCUGUAUCUGAUUCAUUUCAAUAGUAUAUCCAUCUUUUGAACUGGAUGUACUGGCAGUUUUGAUUAAUUGUAAUAUGUUGGUUACCCCUUAGCACAAAGCAGCGUCUGUAUGUGAACAGUGUUCAUUUCAUGCUGGAUAUGAAGCAGUGCACUACUGGUAACAAGACAAUGCUUUAAUGGUUUGAUAUAUUUGGUGCUGUGUAUAGUAUGUAUGUUGAUACAAUGCAGAGGUUUGUUUUUUUUCCCAUUCUUGAUGUUUCUAAAUAGCUUAGGGGUCAUUUGAUCAGAGUUAUGAUGUGCCCAGAUCUGGGAAACAGCUAGGGUAUUCUGCAAUCCAGCUAAAUACAAAGAUCACUCAGUCACAGCUCUGCCCAGGCAGUUAUUCUAAUGUAGGUUAUGAACCUAUGUUUAACUGGAUACAUUGCAGUUUACCUGUUGUAUAUGAGAGCCUCUGAAAUCCAUGGCUCUCAAAUGUACUACUUUACGGUAUGGAGACGGGGGCAUUCUUUAUGUUGAAUCAAUUUCCACACUAUAAGACAAAAAUAAAAACAAUUGAAGUAAUAUUUCAUUUGCUGAGGACAUUAUGCUCAGCAAAUUUAUAUAGCUAAUUACCCAUGUCUUCUAAUGUAAUAUCUGCACAAUUCCACAUUUUUGUAGUAAAAGGUGAAGAGAUGAUCAAAACCUGUUUUCAAGGAAAUAUGAAUAUCCAGAAGCACCUUUUAUAGAUCCAUGAAAGUAUGGUUUAAGUAUGGUAUAUGUCAUGGGUAAAAGAAAUAAAAGAAAACUCUGGGAAUGAAUCUGUAAGUCUACUAGAAAUCAGUAUUGCUUCAUAUCAUGUUUAGCUGACAAAUAUGUGACCACAUUCCAUUCUUAAAUAUGCUACUCCAAAUUUUAUCACAACUUAUAAAUAUUCAUGCCAAAUUUCCCAGGUAGCCAGUUGUUUGCUCUUUAAUUUCUGGUUCUUCCAUUGCCCUACUAGUUCAGAUUUUCUAGCAAGCAUUAUAACUGUAAAUAAAAUCAGGUUAUCAAAUUGACUUUUUCUGCAGUUAUUCAUCGCUUUUGCUUUUCUCUAGUAGCUUGAUAGAAGUAAUUUAGAAUUGGUGUAAAAAAUCCAUCUUUGUUUCAAAGGAAAAAUCAGUAAUUCAGCUUUAACAAUGAACAUUCAUUAUGCAUAUGGAAAGGUGAUUGUUAAUGGGAUUCAACCAUUAAAGGAAAACCUAUAGAGGGAGAAUGAGAAAUAUAGGGACAGUGGUACUUAAAAGCCAACAUGAACAAUAAAAGUAAAAAGUAGUUUAUAUUCAGUUUUACAUUUUUUUAAAAAAUGGGAUUUUUACUGCUGAGUAAAAUAUGUCUAAAUUGUCUGUGACUAAAGGGUUAAAAUGGCUAAAAUUUAUUUAAUAUACAUUUUUUUAAAAAGUGAAAUAUUACCUUAAGGUUAACUGGAACUUUCAGAGUAUAGAGUUAAAUAUAUCUUCUGUGAGUUUUCUCCUUUUGAAGUGUUUAUUGGAUUAUAUUUUGAGUUGUGGAAUUUUUAUAUUCUGAAAACUAACACCACCCAGAAAAUUUAGAUAUCACGCUUCAGGUUUGGAUUUGUUUUUCCUGAAAAGGAAAAUCUUAAUACUUGAUAGCUAAAUGGUUUAUUAUUAAAUGUUGUUCAAGCUCUGCCCUUGCAGCAUUAACACUUCUAAUUGCUGAUCAGUGAAAUGGAGUUAGCAUUUUUAUUCAUUCUUUAUUUCUCUUUUCCUUCCUGCUGGUGUUUUCAUACAACUGAGUACUUUUAAAUAUCAGAUAAGGCACAGAAAAGAAGUAUGAGGGUUUGUUUUUUUUUAUCUAUGUUAAUGUUACAGAUAGCCAGGAGAAUGCAAUAUUGUUCCUUGCCAGCUUGGAAAUAUGCCUUUUAUGUGGUUUUUGAAAGUGCUAAUAUAAUCCUUUUGAGAGAAUAUGAACAACAUUUAAAAAAAAUUAAACAGCAACAUUACUUCUAUCUGAAAUGUCUUACAUUAAGAAUUUCUUGAAUGUUGUGUAUAUACUGUAUUUGAAAGAGCACUUUGGAAAUAGUUUGUACAUUUAUUUCCUAAUUUAUACAUGAUUUUUGGUGUUAAUAUUUCUAAUUGUUAAUAACAAAAUGUUUAUUUAAUGUGUUGUCCAUUUUUAUGUAUUAAUGUGGAAACAAAAAGUGAUGCCAGCAUUUUGACUUUUUUCAUUAAUUGUAUCAUUUUCUGUUUUGUAAUACAGAAUGCUUGAAACUGGUUUAGGUUAAAAUGAACUGAUUAUGAAGCCUAUUGAUGGUACUUUUCCUAUGAUGCAAAGACUUUUUAAAAAAGGACCAGUG